Rhododendron vialii is the source of this 1365-nucleotide messenger RNA. Its product is annotated as 2-methylene-furan-3-one reductase-like. The record is from RefSeq and is a predicted model, not a curated record. The transcript is spliced from 4 exons. Gene Ontology annotation, molecular function: zinc ion binding; oxidoreductase activity, acting on the CH-CH group of donors, NAD or NADP as acceptor. NCBI's taxonomy places the organism in Eukaryota, Viridiplantae, Streptophyta, Magnoliopsida, Ericales, Ericaceae. Bases 171 to 1130 code for a protein of 319 amino acids.
AUUGCCUUGCCCCACACGAUUAUUACACCCACUUUUUCUUUUGUCUUUUGCCCCCAUUGCCCCGCACCUUAAAACCUGUAACUAUCUAUUUAGAUGUUCUAGCUUUUUUUCAACAUUUCAAUCUCGAUCUGUUUAUCACCUAGCUAUAGCUUGGGCCAAAGUGUUCCCACAUGGCUGCAGAGAUACCUAGUCAUAUGAAGGCUUGGAUGUAUUACGACUACGGAAGCUUCACUGAUGUCUUGAAAUUUGAGACCAAAACAAGUGUACCGCAGGUGAUCAAGGACGACCAGGUACUUGUUAAGGUUGUCGCUGCGGCACUUAAUCCGGUCGAUACUGCCAGAAUGAUGGGGUUUUUCAAGGCCACCGACUCUCCUCUUCCUACUAUUCCUGGCUUCGAUGUGGCUGGAGUGGUGGUCAAGGUGGGACCCCAAGUGAAGCAACUCAAGGAAGGAGAUGAAGUGUAUGGGAACAUAAACGAGAAACCUUUAGAAGAUACCAAACAGUUUGGCUCACUGGCAGAGUACACAGCAGUAGAAGAGAAGCUACUGGGCCUGAAGCCCCAAAACCUGAGUUUUCCUGAAGCUGCUGGGCUUCCACUUGCCAUCGAGACUGCUUAUCAAGGCCUUGAACGAUGUGGGCCCUUAGAUGGUAAAUCUGUUCUUGUUUUGGGAGGUGCUGGUGGGGUUGGAACUCUUGUCAUUCAGCUUGCAAAGCAUGUGUUUGGUGCUUCUAGAGUAGCAGCUACAUGUAGCACUGGGAAGCUAGAGUUUUUGAAGAGCUUGGGUGUUGAUUUGGCCAUUGAUUACACCAAAGAGAACUUCGAAGACCUACCAGAGAAGUUUGAUGUCGUAUUUGAUGGAGUUGGGCAAUGUGACAAGGCAGUGAAGGCGAUAAAAGAAGGCGGGAAAGCCAUUUCAAUAAUUGGUAAAAUCACCCCUCCUGCUCUCCAAGUUGUUGUGACUUCAGAUGGAUCUGUCUUAGAAAAAUUGAACCCUUUCUUGGAGAGUGGAAAGGUGAAGCCAAUAGUUGACCCUAAGGGCCCGUUCCCAUUCUCCCAGGCCGUUGAAGCAUUUUCGUAUCUCAAAACUCGCAGAGCUACCGGAAAAGUGGUCAUAUAUCCAAUCCCAUAAAAUGCGCAUGUAACUAGAAGUUUUCAUUAAUAAGUUUCAAUUCCGUUUGUGGUUUAUGUGCUAAAUACUAGUUGAAAUAAGCUGAUUACCUAGAUGCAAGCAAGUGGAUGCUUUUGGCUUCAGCUUUGCAACAAAUAAGCAAGCUUAAUAUGUUGUUCAGCUUCAAAUGGUGAUCAUGCACUUCUUGUUGUACAGGGUAUCAGGAUAUGCAUAAUUUGAAGAGUUUGUUCUUUUA